This is a messenger RNA of Rotaria socialis, 1446 nucleotides long. NCBI's taxonomy places the organism in Eukaryota, Metazoa, Rotifera, Eurotatoria, Philodinida, Philodinidae. The record is from the annotation of a GenBank genome assembly.
AUGACUACACGUCGUACUAAAAAGUUGCUUUAUGUAAAAGAACGUAAAGCGAAAUUUGCUGCUCGACAAACAACACGUGCUGAAAUUUUACAUGUUGAGGAAGAAGGUUAUAUUACUUCUGAUAAAGUUGAUGAAGAAGAGCAACGAACAGUUGAUUUAACCCAAGCCGAUAUUAAAUCAUCAGUUGAUAUAUUUAGUGCUCAAAAACGUUUUGAUCUUGAACUUCCAUUAUAUGGACCUUACAAAAUCGAUUAUACUAGAAAUGGACGACAUUUAUUAUUAGGUGGACGAAAAGGUCAUGUAGCUGCAUUUGAUUGGCAAACAAAAAAAUUACAUUGUGAAAUGAAUGUCAUGGAACAAGUGAAUGAUGUCAAGUGGUUACACAUUGAAACAAUGUAUGCUGUUGCACAACGGCAAUGGACGUAUAUCUAUGAUAAUCAAGGUGUUGAAGUACAUUGUCUUAAAGUGCUUGAUCGUUCAUUGCAUCUAGAAUUUCUCCCAUAUCAUUUCUUACUUGCUGCUACAAAUGAAGCAGGAUAUUUAUCAUAUAUAGAUGUAUCCAUUGGAAAGAAAGUUGCUUCCUAUAAUACAAGAGUAGCAAAUGGAAAUGGUAAAUGUGGUACAUCGAUAAUGUGUCAAAAUCCUUCCAAUGCACUUAUUGGUCUUGGUCACGCUGGCGGUGUUUUAACAUUUUGGUCACCGAAUCAACGUGAACCAUUAGUCAAAAUGCUUGCACACAAAUCAACACUUCGAUCAAUAGCAAUCGAUCGAACUGGAAGUUAUAUGGCAACAAGUGGUGUGGAUGCUAAAUUGAAAAUUUGGGAUUUAAGAACUUACAAAUGUUUACAUGAAUAUCGUACAGCAUCAAAUGGUGCAUCGUCAUUGUCGUUUAGUCAAAAGAAUCUUUUAGCAGCAAGUUACAGGGAUGUAGUCGAGAUUUACAACGAUAUAUGUGAUAAUGAAUCUGCAUCAAAUGAAUUACCACGUUAUCUUCUUCAUCAAUGUUCAAAUGGUGCUUCAGCAUCGUCAUUAGCAUUUUGUCCAUAUGAAGAUGUGUUAGGUGUUGGACACGAACGAGGAUUUGUUUCAUUACUUGUACCUGGUGCCGGUGAACCAAAUUUCGAUGCACUAGAAGCAAAUCCAUAUCAAACGAAAAAACAACGAAAACAUGCAGAAGUUAAACAAUUACUUGAUAAAAUUCAACCAGAUAUGAUCACUUUAGAUAAUUCAGUAUUAAGUGAAAUCGAUCGAAAAGGUUUUAUUCGGAAACAAGAAGAUAAACGAAAUAAUUUCAAUUUUGUCAAACCCAAAGAAUUAAUUAUUCAAUCCGAUAAGAAAAAGGGAAAAAUUGGUAAACGACUGGCGCGUAAAACGCAAAUACGCGAUACUAAGCUCAAAGAGUUUCUUCAACAGCAACAAUUAAAACGCAAAAAGAAUAAAAAUUGA